UGCCUUCCCGGAGCCAGCUUCCCGGUGCCUGCCUUCCCGGAGCCAGCUUCCCGGUCUCCCGGGGAAACGGAAACAGCGCGCAGGGCCCAAACCCGGUACAGCCGCGUGGCUCCAGGAUAGCACGCAGUUCCCCACUCGGACCUGCCAGCACCUCUCCACUUGGACCACCUCGGCUCCGCCCUCCGCCCCCAGUUGAGACUCUGCCCAGAAGCGGCGCCCCCUACCCGAUCCAUCCAGCCCGGGGUUCCCUCCAGGGAUUUUUGCAGACGCCCGGGCCUGGCCCAGCCCUGCCGCACCUGGUCUGCUCUUGCCCAGGGCGCAACCCCCUCGCGCCGCCUAGAGAACUUUCCUCGGAGCCGCCACGGCCUGGCGCGCCCUGGCACACCCUGGCGCACCCUUGCCGGCCAGCCCGCGGGCCAGCCGCGUUCCCAGCCCGGGCGCCCGUUUCUCCGCCCACUCGCAGGUUCUCCUACCCCUGGCUUCUCCGAAUCUCCUUGAGAAGCAGCACUCCGCCGCCGCAGCAGGGUAUUCCCUGAGGGAGAGCUUGAACUUGGACUUACACAGCCUCCCGCGAUGAGCUCGGGGGCCCCUAGACAGGAGCCGCGCCCCGCGACGAGCUGACUUCCCCUCGCAGGUCUGGGUAAGGAGCACCGUGCCGUUCCACGCCCUCCUCCGGUUUCUCACUACCAGUGAGUCCGGGGGGUUAGCGGACUGCGUGACGACUCUCGUUCCUGCCCCUGAGCCCCUGCCUGGAGCGUCGUAGGACGGCGGGAGGGGCUGCUGCGCCCCCGCCUUCGGGGAAGCCCGAGCCGCAGGAUGCGCGGGGACGCGCCGCCGCCCUCUGCGCCCAGUUCCGCCGGCGCUUCUCCGCAGACUGCCGGGCUGUGACUCUCCCAAGCUUGUCCCUUUUCUUGCUUCCCUGCCGUGCCGGGGCGGCUCGGACCCGGACCCCGCCGGGAGCUACUCCUCUUCCUCUGGCCACGGCGCGGACCAUAAAUUAAUGCGUCGCGCUUGAGGGAAGCGGGCAGUUCGGAGCUUCGGUCGCAGCUUUCUCUCUUGACGGGAGACGGUAACAGCAGACAUGGGCUGUUUCUGCGCUGUUCCGGAAGAAUUUUACUGUGAAGUUUUGCUCCUGGAUGAAUCCAAGUUAACCCUCACCACCCAGCAGCAGGGCAUCAAGAAGUCAACUAAAGGGUCCGUUGUCCUUGACCACGUAUUCCGUCACAUAAACCUUGUGGAGAUAGAUUAUUUUGGGCUGCGUUUCUGUGAUAGAAGCCAUCAGACGUACUGGCUGGAUCCUGCAAAAACCCUUGCCGAACACAAAGAACUGAUCAACACUGGACCUCCAUAUACUUUGUAUUUUGGUAUUAAAUUCUAUGCAGAAGAUCCAUGUAAACUAAAAGAAGAGAUAACCAGAUAUCAGUUUUUCUUGCAGGUGAAGCAAGAUGUCCUUCAGGGCCGGCUGCCCUGUCCUGUCAACACUGCUGCUCAGCUGGGAGCCUACGCCAUCCAGUCUGAACUUGGAGAUUAUGACCCCUUCAAGCAUACUGCAGGAUAUGUGUCAGAGUACCGGUUUGUUCCUGAUCAGAAGGAGGAACUUGAAGAAGCCAUAGAAAGGAUUCAUAAAACUCUAAUGGGUCAGGCUUCUUCUGAAGCUGAGCUGAAUUACUUGAGGACUGCCAAAUCCCUGGAGAUGUAUGGCGUUGACCUCCAUCCCGUCUAUGGAGAAAACAAGUCUGAGUAUUUUUUAGGAUUAACUCCAGUUGGUAUUGUUGUCUACAAAAGUAAAAAGCAAGUGGGGAAGUAUUUCUGGCCUCGGAUUACAAAGGUUCUCAAGGAGACACAAUUUGAACUCAGAGUACUGGGAAAAGAUUGCAAUGAAACCUCAUUCUUUUUUGAAGCUCAUAGUAAAACUGCUUGCAAGCAUCUCUGGAAAUGUAGUGUAGAACAUCAUACAUUUUUUAGAAUGCCAGAAAAUGAAUCCAAUUCAUUGUCAAGAAAACUCAGCAAGUUUGGGUCCAUGGGUUAUAAACACCGGUACAGUGGCAGGACAGCUUUGCAAAUGAGCCGAGACCUUUCUAUUCAACUUCCCCGGCCAGAUCAGAAUGUGGCAAGAAGUCGAAGCAAGACUUAUCCCAAGAGAAUAGCACAAACUCCGCCAGCUGGAUCAAACAGCAUAAAUCGGGUAACUGCAAACCUGGAAAAUGGAGGAAAUGAAGGAACAACUAAAAUUAUUGCCCCUUCACCAGUAAAAAGCUUUAAGAAAACAAAGAAUGAAAACAGCCCUGAUACCCAAAGAAGCAAAUCCCAUGCGCCGUGGGAAGAAAACAGCCCUCAGAGUGGACUCUUCAACUCUCCCAAUGAUCGCAGUAAAUCACCAAAGUUCCCCUACACGCGUCGACGAAACCCCUCCUGUGGAAGUGACAAUGACUCUGUACAGCCAAUGAGGAGAAGGAAAGCCCAUAACAGUGGUGAAGACUCGGAUCUAAAGCAGAGGAGGAGGUCACGUUCACGCUGUAAUACAAGCAGUGGAAGUGAAUCAGAAAACUCUAAUAGAGAACAUCGGAAAAAGAGAAACAGAAUAAGGCAGGAGAAUGAUAUGGUUGAUUCAGCACCUCAGUGGGAAGCUGUAUUAAGGAGACAAAAGGAAAAAAACCAGGCGGACCCCAACAACAGACGAUCCAGACACAGAUCUCGCUCGAGAAGCCCCGAUAUCCAAGCAAAAGAAGAGUUAUGGAAGCAUAUUCAAAAGGAACUUGUGGAUCCAUCUGGAUUGUCAGAAGAACAAUUAAAAGAGAUUCCCUAUACUAAAGUAGAGACACAAGGUGACCCAAUCCGCAUCAGGCAUUCUCAUUCCCCACGAAGCUACCGCCAGUAUCGCCGGUCCCAGUGUUCAGAUGGAGAACGAUCAGUUCUCUCGGAAGUGAAUUCAAAAACAGAUCUUGUACCUCCACUUCCGGUGACCCGGUCUUCGGACGCUCAGGGUUCUGGUGGCUCUACAGUUCAUCAGAGAAGAAAUGGGUCUAAAGAUAGCCUGAUUGAAGAAAAAUCUCAGACAUCUACAAGCCAUCUGGCUGGAAAACACUCAGCAAAAACAAUAAAAACUGCCCAAGCUUCACGCCUCAAGAUAGAGACUUGAUCCCAGUGAAGAAGGGUUUGGGAUGGGGGAGGGAAGGGCAUGGGUGCCGCUUUGAAACUGUGAAUUAUAUAACUUCAAAUAUCUUGGACCUCCAAGUGUUUGUCAGCACAAGAAAAUUGAGUUUUUUGUUUAAAGGUUCAAAACUACAGCAUACUUGUGCUGAAGGGCCAUAUUUUGGGAACUGGAAGGUUAGUAGUCCUGUAAAAAUUUAUUCACUUGAUGCCAGAUUUCCAUUCUUCUCAACUCUUCCCAACUCCAGGUUGAUCUCAGCCUGCUUGCCCAGGUGUGUGAGGUCUGAGGCAUCACUUUCAGACUGGAGAUUCUUAUUCAUAUCAAGUUCUUUUAAAACUAUUUUGUGGCAUUAAGUUUGAGGUUAUUUACAAAUGAUGCAAAAUUUUGUUGCUUUUCUAUUUCUAAUGUGCCCUUGUCUUAUUUGCAGGAAAAAAAGAAAAAGGGUAAGUGUGGAUUUCCACUGACCCUGCAUUAGAUUCAUGACCCUCAAUCUCAAAUGGUCCCUCCACUCUACCUAGGUAUCUAACUGGUCAUCUUUCCCUAAUGACCAUUUCAGACCUUUCCUCCCUGCAGAUGACCUUGCCACCUACUUUCCAGGCAAACAGAAAUACUCUGGCAGGACAUCUUUUAUCUUCCUAUUACUCCUCCAUUCUUUACCAGGAUCCUUAUUUGCUGCUCUCAAGCUCUUCCUUUCAGCUGUCUCCUUGCCACUUUCUUUUAAACUUGGUUUAAGAUUGCCACCUAACAAAAAGUAAAUUCAUGUUCACCUCAAAUCCCUUUCCCACUACCAUUCUCAGCUGUUCAAUCAUCCCUAAAUUCACCUUCUAAUCAGUUUCUAAUCACAAUUCUUCCUGUUCCACUAAAGCAGCCCUUGCUACCCUCACUUUAUGUCACUAAAUCUCAAGGACAAUAUUUAGGCCUUCCUGCAACUUUUUCUCUUGCUUCAUUAACACUUCCAUUGUUUCUACCUCACCAUUAUUGGAGUUUCUCAAACCUCAGACCUAGGCCCUCUUCUCCCUGUACCCCAAUUCAUCUCGUUUACACCCAGGGCCUUAAGGUUUCUCUCUAGUUUAGACAAGACAGUAUGUCCUAUUACCUACCCGCGGCCUUGUGGAUUUCUCAGUUUAAAUUCAAGUGUAAAAUACCCUUCACCAGCUGGACUUACGAGCCACUAUGGUUGUACAAACCACAUUUAGGAGUCAUUAAGGACUUACCCUCUAUUCACAAUCCACCACUGCAAGUUAGUUCUCUUGCCUAGAUAACUACACUGGCCCAUCUGCAUCUCUUAAUUCCUUCAUAUUACAGUAGUGAUGAUUCCCCCCCAAAAAACAAAUCUUAGAUUUAAGUUUUACCUCCCAUAGGUUUUCACUUUUGUCCAAGCCUAAGCCUUAGGUGGUCUGGCCUCUACCUACCUCCUCUUCACGCUACUUUCACAAAUCUACCAUUGUUAACCUUUCAAGCCUCAGUAUGCACUCAAUUGUCUAAUCCAGGGCAUGUUAAGGGGUAAGGUCACAACUGUUGAGACAAAUCUGUAUGUACAGUCAGAACCUCCAAGCCCAGCAUGCCUUUCCCCAUAAUCUGCCUGGCCAAAAAGAAAAGUGGAACUUGCCCUUAUAAAUUUUACCUGGUUUCCUUGUCUCACUAAGGCAGUUACAUAUGUGAUGACAUUUCCUCCAUUCAACUGUAAGCUUCCAAAGGGAAGGAUUGUUUUGCUUACAUUGUAUUCCCAGCACCUGGUCUAGUACAGUGCUUUUAAUAAAUUUUGUGAAUGACUGAAAA
Messenger RNA from Choloepus didactylus (southern two-toed sloth), 4930 nucleotides. It is a transcript of the gene EPB41L4A, whose product is annotated as erythrocyte membrane protein band 4.1 like 4A. Lineage: Eukaryota; Metazoa; Chordata; Mammalia; Pilosa; Megalonychidae. Gene Ontology annotation, molecular function: cytoskeletal protein binding. The record is from RefSeq and is a predicted model, not a curated record. Gene Ontology annotation, cellular component: cytoskeleton.